Rasamsonia emersonii CBS 393.64 is the source of this 1074-nucleotide messenger RNA. RefSeq lists its product as uncharacterized. NCBI's taxonomy places the organism in Eukaryota, Fungi, Ascomycota, Eurotiomycetes, Eurotiales, Trichocomaceae. Gene Ontology annotation, molecular function: methyltransferase activity. The record is from RefSeq and is a predicted model, not a curated record. The transcript is spliced from 10 exons. Bases 1 to 1074 code for a protein of 357 amino acids.
AUGGCAACGAACGAGGACAACAACAACAACAACAACAACGCCCCUAUCCCAGCUGACGAGAACAACGACCCUAUCACAGUUGACGAGAACUUCGACUCCGAUUCUGCCUACGGAGGAGAUGACUGGAACUCAGGACUGACCGAAAAUGGAAGACGGGAGUAUAUAUGCACAACUUUGAAUACAGCCGUGCAUCAGUCUGACACAGACAAUGACGCAGGGGCCCAUCUGAUGACCAACAGUUCGAAACAAUGGAAGCAGGGUACUUCCCUCCCCUUCCAUCAUUUCAUGUACCUGGUCAUGGACUACCAUGAGGAGAAUCGACUGUUCCGGUCGCCAAUUGGGCCUAACCCGCAGCAUAUACUUGAUAUUGGGACGGGCAAGGGUUCAUGGGCACUCCUGCUAGCAACGGUUCGCGGCGUUGACCUCUACCCUCCUCCCGUCAGCUGGGUGCCGCCAAACUGCAUUCUCGAGGUGGACGACGUCCUCGAAGACUGGACCUACCGGCAGCCGUUCGAUCUGAUCCACAUGCGGCUUCUACUGGGGGCAUUCACGCCGGAGGAAUGGGACCGGGUUUACAAGCAAUGCUACGACAACCUCAAACCAGGCGGCUGGAUCGAACAAGUCGAGCUGGACGUGCGCGUCAUGUCCGACGACGGCAGUCUCCCGCCAGACAGUCUGCUCGCAGGCUGGGGACCGACAUUCCUCGGCUGCGGCGAGCGAUCGGGACGGCCGCUAGACACGCAGCUGACGAUGCGGGCGGCGAUCGAGAAAGCCGGGUUCGUGGACGUGCACGAGAAGCUGUACAAAUGCCCGAUCGGGGCGUGGCCGAAGGAUCCCGUGCUCAAGGACGCGGGCGCGAUCAACAUGGAGCACUGGACGACAGGGCUGGAAGGCUGGGCCAUGUGGCUGCUGACCAAGUACGGGGCGCCCAAGCCGUGGACGUCGGAGGAGGUCCGGGUGUAUGUGGCCAAGGUGAGGAAUGAGUUGCGGGAUCCGAAGCUGCAUAUCUGGCAUUAUACACGGAGAGUCUGGGCCAAGAAGCCCGAGACGACGACGACGACGGCAUCGGCAUAA